This is a messenger RNA of Puntigrus tetrazona (Sumatra barb), 3043 nucleotides long. RefSeq names its product solute carrier family 22 member 21 (gene slc22a21). NCBI's taxonomy places the organism in Eukaryota, Metazoa, Chordata, Actinopteri, Cypriniformes, Cyprinidae. The record is from RefSeq and is a predicted model, not a curated record. Gene Ontology annotation, biological process: transmembrane transport. Gene Ontology annotation, molecular function: transmembrane transporter activity. Bases 497 to 2161 code for a protein of 554 amino acids. The transcript has 10 exons. Gene Ontology annotation, cellular component: membrane.
AAGUCCUGUAACUUUUACGUUUUUCCACUUCAGCAAUAAUCUUUUUGUCGUUUUUAAAAAGCUCAAAUAAUUAAUUCACGUCAGGUUACGCUGGAAAAUUUAUUUUCAUGCUUAUGCUAAAGAAUCAUAAAAUUCCCUAAAAAUAACAAAUAAUAAAUAGCCUAAAUAAAUAAAUAACAUAUAGCACAUUCAUCGAACAAAUGACCACACCAACAACACUAGAAGGUUCAGUAAAAAACGUGUAGACUUUUAUCUUUUAAUCCUAGGGGGUCCCAAAGAAGCCCAAUUCUAAUUCAUUACAGCACUAUCAACAAACUGCUAUAGUAAUGAGAAGCUACACGAUGGAAAACGAACAGCGCUGUCUCUUCGCUUCUGAGAAACGUGUUAAACUGAUAAAUGCAGCCAUUCUAGUUUGCCUCCUCCCAUCUGGGUCUAAAAGCUGGACUUAAGACAGUCCAAGCGCACUUUACUCUAAAGCUUUUAAUACACGUGUGCCAUGAGUUUCCCAGACUACGACGACAGCACCGCGUUCCUGGGAGACUGGGGACCUUUUCAAAGGACUGUGUUUUUUCUUUUGUGUCUGAGCAUUAUUCCGAAUGGCUUCACGGGUUUAUCCAUGGUUUUCCUGGGAGAUACACCCGCUCAUCGCUGUCUCAUUCCCGCAGCUCUGAAUAUCACGGAUGAAUGGAGAAACGCGUCUAUUCCUCUCGAUGAGGAGAACGAGAACAAAGCUUCUGGAUUCAGUAAGUGUUCAAGAUACAGAAUGGACCUCGUGAAGAGCUAUUCGGAGCGAGGUUUGCUGCCGUGGGUGGAUGUGAAUGUAUCGGCUAUUCCUCGAGAAGGCUGCGUGGACGGCUGGGAGUAUGAUAAAGGAACAUACAUCUCCACGAUUGUUUCAGAGUGGGAUUUGGUGUGUUCAGAUGACUGGAGGGCUCCGCUGACCUCCUCACUCUUCUUCUGUGGUGUUUUGACUGGCUCUGUGAUCUCUGGACAGGUGUCUGACAGGUUUGGCAGAAAAAUAGUGCUGUUUGUUACCAUGGGGAUUCAGACGGUAUUCACCUUCAUCCAAGUCUUCUCCCCAUCUUGGUUGAUAUUUUGUUUGUUGUUUUUUAUUGUUGGAAUUGGCCAAAUCUCAAACUAUGUGGCAGCAUUUGUAUUAGGAAUGGAGAUACUGAGCCCAUCCGUUCGUGACAUCUUCUCCACUCUUGGCGUGUGUCUUUUCUUCUCUAUCGGGUAUAUGAUGCUUCCUCUGGCUGCUUACUUCUUAAGAGACUGGAGAAUGUUGCUGCUGGCCCUCACUGUUCCUGGCUUGUUCUGUGUACCCCUCUGGUGGUUUAUUCCCGAGUCUCCGCGAUGGCUGCUGUCUCAGGGGAGAGUAGACGAGGCCGAGGUCAUUCUGAGAAAGGCUGCCCAGAUGAACGGGAUUAAGGCCCCUGACGUCAUUUUUCCUGGAAUUCAGUCAAGGGAAAAUGCUGGAAGGUUGCGGACCUACAGUCUCUGUGACCUGCUGAAGUCCACUAACAUCCGCUGCAUAACCGUCCUGCUGUGCCUGGUCUGGUCAGCUGUUUCAAUUGGAUACUGUGCCUUGUCUCUGAACACGUCCAAUCUUCAUGGAAACAUCUACCUGAACUGCCUCUUAUCAGCGGUUGUGGAAGUACCUGCUCUCGUCAUGGCCUGGCUGAUGCUCCGCUGCUGGCCAAGACGUCUUAGCUUGUCUUCCACUCUGUCUUUAGGAGGACUGGUCCUUCUCUUCAUACAUCUCAUUCCACAACAUAGGAGUUCUAUUGCCAUUUCUCUGGUGAUGCUGGGAAAGUUUGGUCUGUCUGCAGCAUUUGCGAUAGUUUAUCCUGCUACCGCCGAGCUUUACCCUACUGUACUGAGGAACACAGCUCUAGGAGCCUGCUCGAUGGCGUCCAGAGUCGGCAGCAUAUCAGCACCAUAUUUCAUCUACUUAGGAGGCUAUUACAGAUCUUUGCCAUAUAUCUUAAUUGGCAGUCUGAAUGUUCUCUCUGGGUUACUCGGUCUUCUGCUUCCAGAGAGUUUUGGAUCACCAUUACCAGAGACCAUCAGUCACAUGCAGACAGUAGCUGGAUUCAGAAAAAGACAUUGCAGUCCAACUGACAGAAAACGUGAAGAGGAGCAUGAAUCUGACUACUUAUAAUGGACUAUAGAGAGAUUUUUUUUUUUUUUUUUUUUUUUUUUUAAGUAUGUGGUAUUUAACCAAUCACACUAAGGCUGUAACUUGUCUUGCCAUUUAGGGGUUACAUUACAAUGUAAUGUUUAUUUUUGAUUCUCAAUGUAACAAAGGCACAAAUCUUUUGCAAUAAUCUUUUGUAAUAACUUUUUAAUACAAAACUUGAUGAAGUUCAUUUAGGACAAGGACCAUGUACAGUAUGUAAUACAUUUUUGGCAUUUGUCAAAUAUUCUGUCUGUCUCUCUGUUUCUCUGUCUCUCUCUCUCUCUCUUCGUGUGUGUGUCUUGGAUUUAGACUAAUUCCAAAUGGAAGUGAUCAUGUCUACCCAUCUGGAGGAGAGACUUGGGGCAUGUGCGUGUCAUAAUGUAGUCAUUUGUAAUGCACUUGGAGAAGUGAGUGUUGUAAUUUCCUCCUUUAUUUUCAGCUGGGAUGUUCACUUGACCAUGCAGCAUGGUCUCUGUCAUGCAGAUGUAGCUGUUUUAUUGUCAAGAAUGUCUUUUUAAUGCUAAUGUAUAAAAACGAAUGUGUCCAUCAACUAAUCUGCUUAGUGCUGUCAGAGACUGCUGCGUUGUCACGGGAACAUGCCAACUAAAGAUAACGAGGAAUUACAUCACUCCUUUCACCAAGUGCAUUCCUUCUGGCUUUAUGACACACACAUGCUCUGCUCACCUCAAAGAGGAUAAGCAUGAUCAUUUCCAUUUAGAAUUCGUCUUUAACCAUCCUUAGUGUCUGUGCUAUCAAUAUGUGCUUUAUUGGUAUUACAGUUGUUACAAUGUAUUGCAAAAGCAGUGUUUGCAUUGAAUAAAGAACAGAUAUGUACUAUUAAUAAAUAAAUAAUAAUAAUAAAUA